Pisolithus orientalis is the source of this 834-nucleotide messenger RNA. RefSeq lists its product as uncharacterized. The transcript is spliced from 6 exons. Lineage: Eukaryota; Fungi; Basidiomycota; Agaricomycetes; Boletales; Pisolithaceae. The coding region runs from base 1 to 834 and encodes 277 amino acids. The record is from RefSeq and is a predicted model, not a curated record.
AUGAAUACUAUGCAAGACACAUCUAAAACCCCCCAUGGAUGGCAAAUGGAACUAACAGACUGCAUUGCAUCAUACAUGAAAGCCAGAUUUCAAGAGGAGGUAUUCAGUGGACCUCAUGCCCUUCCAGAUAUAUCAAUUCUGUUUCUGGUGUUAUGUGAAGCAGAUCACAUAUUGUCAGUAAUCUCACAGGCCUCUUGUUGCCCAAUCAACAGCAGGAAAAAUUGGGGUGGAAAAACCUGCAAUGCAGAAGCUGCUGAGAGAUACACACAAGUGACUGAGCCAUCCAUUCUGGUGACUGACUCGAGCACCAUCCACAUUUGGCCAACAUAUGGAACUGCCUUCAUCUUCCUGAGGGAACCACUGUGGGAGAGCAUAAAGGCUUCCCCACAGGCAUGGCAGAUGGACAAGUCAUAUUUCCAUGAUGAUGCUGAGUUGAAAGGCACCAUCAACCUGUCACCUGCAUGGUUUCAACAGGGUCAUGGGGUGGAUGGCUGGGAAGCAUUGAUCUGCCUUGGUGAACUGGCAGAACAGGAUAUCAAUGGACAGGAUCCAUGGUAUGACAUGCUGGUAACUGUGGGUGACUACCUGCCCUUGGACUUUGUCAUUCCAACAUUGAAUCUGCAGCUGCACUACAACCCAGGGACAAUCAUUGCAUUUUCAGGUUCAGCAUUGGAGCAUGGGAUGGGAGCUGUAGAUGGUGACAGAGCAUGCCUGGUGUACUACAUGCAUCCAAAUGAUAUGCUGGCUCUCAAACUUUGGAUGGGUGGUGUUGCCAAGAUUUUGCAAAUGGGCAGGUGCUUCAACAUCAUAGAUUGGGUGGGUACUCAGAGCUAA